AUGGCGACCGAGGGGGAAUACGAGUCCAUCCUGUGCGUAAAACCAGAAGUGAACGUGUACCGCAUCCCCCCCAGGGCUUCGAACCGCGCGUACAGGGCUGCAGACUGGAAACUGGAUUCUCCUGACUGGUCUGGAAGAAUGAGGGUCACGGCCAAAGGGAAAGCAGCUUUCAUCAAACUGGAAGACAAGAUCUCAGGUGAGCUGUUCGCGCAGGCCCCUGUGACUGAGCAUCCUGGUAUCGUCGUGGAGACUGUGAGUGACUCCAGCCGAUAUUUCGUCAUCAGGAUCAUGGAUGACAACGGCCGUAGCGCUUUCAUUGGGGUUGGAUUCGGCGACAGAGGAGACGCCUUUGAUUUCAACGUGGCUCUUCAGGACCAUUUCAAAUGGGUGAAACAGGAGACAGAGUUCAGUAAGAACGCUCAGCUCGGAGACACUGGACCCAAACUGGACCUGGGCUUUAAAGAGGGACAGACCAUCACGCUCAACAUCGGACAAGGCAAGAAGAGGGAUAAGCCUCGUCCUCAGAGCGCAGGAGGGUUUGGGCUCCUCCCACCGCCGCCGGGAGGAAAAAUGGCCCCUCCCCCGUCGUCUGGAACGUCCAAUCACAACACAGUUACCCAGACAGGAAGCACAGUCACAGGGCCACAUUGA
Molecule: messenger RNA, 651 nt
Organism: Knipowitschia caucasica
Lineage: Eukaryota; Metazoa; Chordata; Actinopteri; Gobiiformes; Gobiidae
Source: the annotation of a GenBank genome assembly